CCUAUACACAGGGACAUUAGAGGAAAAAGCGACCGUCUCUUGCCUUGGAAAUGCGCGUCAGGGGACCGCGGUAGCCAAUCUGCUUGAGCACGUAUAGACGCUUGUAAUUCAUGAGACCCCUUGCUGUCUCGCGCAGUGCUCUCUUUCCGCACAUAGCGGUGUUCUUGCUGACUCAGUGCCUUGCUCCCUUUUCUCGCCAAGCACCGACCAGAAACUGCGACGCACGCUCCCUCCAGUAGCCUAUAGCCCACUUCAGCGCCACCAACGCCGCACAAACCGACUGACAUGGCUAAAACAGCAAUUGCAUACAAAGAGAAGAUGAAGGAGAUUUCUGUCCUGUCUCUUCUCUGCUCUUGCCUGUACCCCGAGGCACGCAAGAACCUGAUGGGAGAGUUCCAAGUAGCAGGCAUGGAGGUGAAGCCCAUCAACAAGCGUGCCUCUGGCCAGGCCUUUGAAGUGAUCCUGAAGCCCCCCUCCCCUGUGUCGGACGCAGCCCACUGCGUCACCUCGCCCCCUAAGCGGGAGGUCUCUCUGGAGGACAUCCAGAAGAAGCUGGAGGCCGCUGAGGACCGGAGGAGAUCCCAGGAGGCCCAGGUUCUCAGGGCCCUGGCGGAGAAGCGGGAGCACGAGAGGGACGUGCUGCUCAAGGCCAUGGAGGAGAACAGCAACUUCAGCAAGAUGGCAGAGGAGAAGCUGACCAUGAAGAUGGAGCAGAUCAAGGAGAACCGGCAGGCCUACCUGGCCUCCAUCAUGGAGCGCCUGCAGGAGAAGGAGAGGCAUGCCCAGGUGGUGCGCAGGAACAAAGAGCUCAGGGAAGAGCUGACAGCGUGAGCAGUCGAGGGGCGCCACCGACCAUUGUACCCCCCUACAGCCACCCUACCCCCCUACAGCCCCCC
Coregonus clupeaformis (lake whitefish) is the source of this 896-nucleotide messenger RNA. RefSeq names its product stathmin-2. Gene Ontology annotation, biological process: regulation of microtubule polymerization or depolymerization; microtubule depolymerization; neuron projection development. The transcript has 5 exons. Lineage: Eukaryota; Metazoa; Chordata; Actinopteri; Salmoniformes; Salmonidae. The record is from RefSeq and is a predicted model, not a curated record. Gene Ontology annotation, cellular component: neuron projection; cytoplasm; growth cone. Gene Ontology annotation, molecular function: tubulin binding. Bases 286 to 831 code for a protein of 181 amino acids.